Messenger RNA from Arachis duranensis, 1363 nucleotides. Its product is annotated as protein EMBRYO DEFECTIVE 1674. The coding region runs from base 334 to 1287 and encodes 317 amino acids. The record is from RefSeq and is a predicted model, not a curated record. NCBI's taxonomy places the organism in Eukaryota, Viridiplantae, Streptophyta, Magnoliopsida, Fabales, Fabaceae. The transcript is spliced from 5 exons.
GCCGCCGUCGCCUUCCCUUCCGUUCGUAUUUUGCAGCGCCUUCCUUCCUUCCGUUCGCAGCCGUCCAGCCCUGCCGUUUCCCUCCGAUCAGUCCUCGUUUCCGCCCUCCAGCCCCACAGCUUACGUCGGCGCAGUCUCUGCAUCUGGAAUGGAGCCUCAAGGAUAUUGUUUUUCCUCUCCUGAUAAAACAUUCAACAUGCUUAAUUUUUGUUGCCGGAUCUCUCAACACUCUUCCAGCCAAAAGUACUUGGUCUGUUUCCACCCCUACCACACGUGGGUGCUCUAGAAUCUGAAAUAGAUCUGUUGUCACCUCACUGUGCGAUCACUCACUCAAUGUCUACAGCACCUCUCUUCAGUCACGAGCGUCACCUCUCCCCCUUAAAAUAUGUUUUCCUUUCCGAUUGGUGGCUUGCCAAGCCUUGCCUUCCACUCCAGGGCUUAGCGGUUGGUGGCAUUGCUUAUGGCCUGAGAGAGAGAAUGCUCUUAUCAACAGUGAUUGCAAAGAGGCACGAGGCGAAUGUCUUGGAGACUGAAGACGGAGUCACUCUUCACUUAAGUAGUUUAAUUAACAGCUCUCGCUCGUCUCAGAAUGGCUUCCCACGCAAGGUAUGCGAAGACUUCUUGUUGGGAUUUCCAGACGAUUGGCAAAAGUACACUGCUCAUAGUUUUGGAGCUAAAUGUGUCAAUGGGGAUACUGGAUUUCAUGAGCCAAAUGCUUGUUCACGCAAGAGGGCUGUUGAUGCUAUCCCAUUUUCCAUUCAUGAUAAUCGUUCGGCAGAGAGACAUGAUUUUUCAUCGUCCAAUGAUGGAAUUCUGAAAGCAAAAACGAAUAUCUGCAAUGAACCAGAGAAUUCAAUCGGCAAUGUUUUGAAGCAAUCUGUAUCAAAAAAUAGUGUGGAAUGCAGCAAUAGCAAGAAAACUGUGGAGGGUGAACGCGAGGACAAUUCUGUAAGUCUUAAAUCGUCUCAGUCACUUGUUGACACUAGGGACGAUUGUGAAAAUGGAGUCUUAGUAGCUGCACCUGUAAGCCAAGUUGGAAAUCCAAACAGCGACCGAUCUUUGACAGGUGUGUUUGACCGGAUUCCAUGUAAAGUUCAUUCUGGGAAAAGCAUGGUUGGAUCUCCAGUUUCCACAACAAAAAUCAGAGCAACACAAUCAUUGGGUGACUGCAAGGAGGAAUAUGUUAGUCACACUAGAAAAUAUUCGAAAAAAAGUCUCACGUCACUCAAAGAAACCAGUACUUGUCCAGUUAGAAGAUCUCCCAGGCUGUCAAAGGCAACGAAAUGAGCAAGUAAAACUUGUAAUGAGAAACAAGUUGUCAUUCAUUGUUGCGAUAAGGAAUGGAUUAAUUGUUGUUUUGUCA